CCCAUCCGAAGAAUAGAUCAUGCAUAGAGUUUGGAAAAGAAAUAUUGUGGUCCGUCUGUUUGCUGAAAACAAAACAGUGUUCCGUCCCCUGCCGCCUUGGUUCAAAUCCGUUUUCUUGCUCUGCAGGGAGAGGCUGCCCCCGGAGUAUUCUGCUUUUAAUAAGCUUCCCAAUCAGCUCUCGCGUGCAGAGCGCUCUCCCCCCUCGCCCAGCCCGCGUCCUCCCUGCCCGCUCCUCUCAUCCCUCCCAUUCUCCAUUUCCCUUCCGUUCCCUCCCAGGCAGGGCGUAAUUGAGUCAAAAGCAGGAUCAGGUUCCCCGCCUUCCAGUCCAAAAAUCCCGCCAAAGAGCCGGAGAGCAGAGCAAAACCCAAAGUGGAGAGAGGGGAAGAAAGAGCCCAGUGAGUCAUCGUCCAGAAGGCGCGCGGAGCCGCAGCCACCCAGCGGGAGCAGCCGGGUACCUGGACUCUGCAGCCGCGAACCUCGCCCCUCGCGACCAAGCCAGCCCGAGCGCGUCAGAGGACGUUUGCAACUCAAAAAUGCAGUCUCAACAGUACCAGCAGCAACGUCGAAAAUUUGCAGCUGCCUUCUUGGCAUUGAUUUUCAUUUUGGCAGCUGUGGACACUGCUGAUGCAGGGAAGAAAGAGAAACCAGAAAAAAAAGUGAAGAAGUCUGACUGUGGAGAAUGGCAGUGGAGUGUGUGUGUGCCCACCAGCGGGGACUGUGGGCUGGGCACACGGGAGGGCACCCGCACUGGAGCUGAGUGCAAACAGACCAUGAAGACCCAGAGAUGUAAGAUCCCCUGCAACUGGAAAAAACAAUUUGGAGCGGAGUGCAAAUACCAGUUCCAGGCGUGGGGAGAAUGUGACCUGAACACGGCCUUGAAGACCAGAACCGGAAGUCUGAAGCGAGCCCUCCACAACGCUGACUGCCAGAAGACUGUCACCAUUUCCAAGCCCUGUGGCAAACUGACCAAGCCCAAACCUCAAGAAUCCAAGAAGAAGAAAAAGGAAGGCAAGAAGCAGGAGAAGAUGCUGGACUGAAAGACGCCACCGUUUGUGGAGCAUAAGAAGGACAUCAGCAAGAGGAUCAAUUAACUAUUGCAUUUAUACCUACUGUAGGCUUUUUAUUCAAGAAUUAUCUAUAGCUAAGUACACAAUAGGCAAAAACAAAGAAAAGAAAAUUUUUGUAGUAGCAUUUUUUAAAUGUAUACCAUAGUACCACUAGGGGCUUAUAAUAAAGGACUGUAAUCCUAUUUAGGAAGUUGACUUAUAGUACAUGAUAAAUGAUAGACAAUGGAGGUAAGUUUUUUGAAGCUAUAUGAUAUUUUACUUUUCUUUUUUUUAUUUUACUUUUUUUUUUCUUUUGACAGCAAUUUAAAUGUUAUGACCAUGUAAACUACUUUUCUUGUUAGGUACAUUUUUUUCACCUAGAAUUUUUUUCCCAAUUGAAAAAAAUAUAUAUACUAAACAAAGCAGCAAUAAAAUGUAAUCACUCUAUUUGAGAAAAUUAUCUUGUUUUCUGCCAAUGGAUUUUUUUUUUCAAGUACUUAAUAAGAUAGUGGUUUUGGGGAGGGGGAGGUGAAGCAUGUCCUAGUUUAAUGUUGAUUUUUUUUUUUAAACUAAAGCAUUAAAACAUGAAAGUUUUCCACUUAGGAGAAAUAUUUGUUUUCUUGAUGAAAUAUUUUCCCAUCAGAGGAAAAAAAUACUAGGAGAAUAAAUCAAGGCAAUGCUGAAAAAA
Molecule: messenger RNA, 1734 nt
Organism: Otolemur garnettii (small-eared galago)
Lineage: Eukaryota; Metazoa; Chordata; Mammalia; Primates; Galagidae
Gene: PTN
Product: pleiotrophin
Exons: 5
Coding region: 534-1037 (167 amino acids)
Molecular function (GO): growth factor activity
Source: RefSeq, a predicted model, not a curated record